Diatraea saccharalis (sugarcane borer) is the source of this 3524-nucleotide messenger RNA. Lineage: Eukaryota; Metazoa; Arthropoda; Insecta; Lepidoptera; Crambidae. The record is from the annotation of a GenBank genome assembly.
UUCUGGAGAUUUAUCAUAAACCAUCAGCAUUUAUUGAAUAAUCAAUGUUAUUUUAGACCUAUUUACGAUUGUUGGUUAUUAGACAUGGCUACACCCAAUUUUUCUCUAUGCUAUCGAAGAAUUUUACAACAGACAAUGGCUGUACGGGCUAAGCUCCCUUCGCCUUUCCUUUACGAAAAAAAAUAUUUAUGCCUAACCUCACACUUUGUUGUUUCCAAAGACAGAAAAAAAUGUUUUGUUGUAGUAGUGAAUGAUUGAAAAAUGAUAAAUCUUAAUUUUAAAAGAUUAUUAAAUUGUUGAUAGAUUUACGUUAUCGAGUAAUAAAUGUCAAUCAUUGAGUUAAGUGGAUAUAACCAAAAACUUCUAAUAUGAAGGCCGCAAAGAAAUCUGAUGCUAAAAAACCCCACAUUAACGGUGUUAUAAAAUUUUUAAAAACAAGCAGUAUAGAAUGGCCAGAAUACAUCACCGAGUUAAAUUUGAGUAAUAGCAAAAUUCGUUGGCAAGAGGAAAACAUAAAAUUUCCACCAAAUGUGAUGGAUUUAAACAUUUCCCACAAUGAACUAACUGAAGUUCCAAGUGCUGUGUUGAAUCUUGAAAAAUUGAAAAAUUUAGAUAUCUCUUAUAAUAUCAUUACUUAUUUUGAUGAGUAUCCUAAAUUUUGUCAUGCAAUAGAAGUGUUGAAUCUAUCCCAUAAUAAUUUACAUGGUCCACCUUAUUGGGUAUGGACUGGGGCACCGAUAAAAUUAACAAAUAUUAACCUUGGUUUCAAUUAUAACUUAAGAAAAUCAUUUGAAUGCAGCUACUUUGAGGAACUUCUUCAAUAUACUACACAAUUAAUUAAUAUUAAGAUUAAUAACUGCAGUCUCACCCAACACUUGAAACUGUUAAUUACAUUACCUAAAGCAAAAGUUCUAGAACUAGGUUCUUCUACUUUGAGUUUAUUUUCAAUGAAUAGAAUACAUGAAGUGCCAUGUGAGGAACUCAAAAAGUGCUGUGAUAUGGAAAGACUGAACCUAAGCAAUGUUCAAUUGUACACUAUAAAGAAUAAUAUAGAUAUAUUAUCAAAACUAGUCGAAAUAAACCUUUCACAUAAUGAAAUAAGUAAUAUACCAGAUGAGUUCUGCAAUUUAGAGCACUUAGAAAUAUGCAACUUGUCUUACAAUCACAUUUUGUACUUACCAGACAAUAUCAGUAAAUUAGGAAGACUUGUUUCUUUACAAAUUAAUAGCAAUGAGUUGUGCAUGUUACCAGAGAGUAUUUCAGAGUUGAAAAAGCUUCAAAUUCUUGAUCUGUAUGAUAAUAGUCUUUAUGAGAUUCCUGAUGGGCUGAAAAAUAUUGCUGAAAUAGACCUAGCACAAAAUUAUUUUGAUGAGCCAGAGGAACUAAAUUAUUUGGAAAAAAGAGAUAGACUCAGACUAAGUGUUCCAGACAGAUUCAAUGGAAAGUGAGUAUUAUUUCUGUUAAAAAGAUUAAAUACGGUUCUUAAUAUCAAUCAUAAAAAAAUUGCAUAAUAACUCCAUGCUGUUACAUUUUAUACAGAUUUUUUUCUGUACACUCUAUCUGACCUUUAUAUUGAUGUUAAGAUUUAACAUAUUAUACAAAAUUUUUGGUCUCUUCCUUAUUAACUGUUUCAAGCAGUUUUAUUCCAUUGUUCCACACUUCAUAUACCUCAAUAUCCUGACUUUUCAUUUUUAAUAUACAUACCUAAUUUCAGGAAAAUAGAACAUGAAAGGCCAGAAAGUGAGAGAUCUUUUGAAGAGACAGAUGAUGAAGAGCUACUAUUAAGUUCUUGCAGUAAUCAAGAACCUCAUCAUACAUAUGAUGACCCACCUAGUUCACCAGAAGAUUGGGAUUCGGAUGACUACUGGGUGCCCAGGUUCCACAAACAACCUACUCCUCCUCCGCACUCACCAUGGCUUUACUUCGUCAAAAGAAAAAUGGAGGAAGGCAACUUCUGUCCCAUGGAUAUCCACACAGUUUCUAUAGCAGACAAGGUUAAAUAUGAGAAACUCUGCAAACCUCCAGUGUUGUAUGAAUCUGAUGGACAGUUUGACGAUUAUUCAGAUGAUAACAGCUGAUAAUAGUAUAUAUGAUUAAUAAUUAUUAAAUAAGAUAAUAUAAUGAUCAAAUAAUUAGGAUUAAUUUCAAAUAAUUAAAAUGAACAAUUUACUUGAUAUAUUCUCAAGAAAUCAAAACUACCAAACCUGAGAAUCUAUUACAUUUGAUGUUUAUCAGCAUUUCUUAAAGCAAUUAUUUAAUUAUAAGUAUAAUAAACUAAACUUGACUAUAUUGUAUAAACCUUAAUAUACAAUAGAUAAUAUUUGAUGAUACAACAAUCCACGCAGUUCAUUCAACCUCCAAAAUUUAUUUAAUGAUAAAUAAUGUUGCUUAAUGUAGUAAGUAAUGAUGUUACACUGAUAUUUCAUAUAAGCACUAUAACUCGUGUCGCGUACGACAAAACGCCAUCGUCAAUUAUUUAAUAAUAAAAUAAAUAAAAAAUUACUUUAUUAUUCAGUGCGACGCGGACCGUCCGCCACGGACUACACAUGUGGCAGGCAUGUCUACAGGAGCGAUGGGUGUUAUUCAAUUAGUGAUUUGCGUGAACUGAGAUCAUUAAUUAUUCAGUGAUACAAUAACUAUCUACUUUCCACAACACUUUAAAGUAAAGCUGAAUUCACUCUUAAGUAAAUCACUUAAGGGCGACGCGCUUACAAUAUCCGCGAUUACCAAGAAGCGGCGAUCAUAGUAAGCAGUGAUACGUAGACAUCUUUAAGAGAUAAACGCUUUACAUUGACGGUCACGUAAUGCAAUUUUAAUAACCGUAUACAAUAUAACGCGUAAUGUAGAGCGUUUAAAUAAUAAGGAUAGCAAACAAUGCAACCUGUCAUGUGUAAAUGAAACAACAACAGGAUAUCAGUAUACGUGUGAAUGAAAUAGGUGUAUGUUUGUACGUUCCGUGUAGUUCGACUUUCGGAGUGAUCAAGCAACAACCCAAAAUCGAGCUUUAUCGCGUUUGCAUAAGAGUUAAAUUCGCUUUGACUAUAGCGUUGCAGAAAUAACUAGUUAUCAAAAAUAGACAGUUUUGAUCGGUGAUUGGCGAACUGAUGGCGGUUGCGUUACAUGAUUUAAAAAAUGGAUAACGACCCAUCGCUAGUCUUCAGACUCGCCCGCAGGCAUGCCUGUCUAAUGAAUUCUCCACUUAAUGAAAUGAAAUGAAAUAUCUUUAUUCAAGUAGGCUAUUUCCCCUACCACUUGUUCAGGACGUCUUUUAGCUGACAAGAAGAACAAGCGAAAAAAACUUACCAGCUUUUUAUCAUAAGUAAUGACAUUUACAUAAAUCAUAGGGCCACGUCCCACGACAUAUACUAACCCUUUGCUUCGAGUUGGCCGUCGAUGACCGUUACUACGAGGGUCAAACUGAAAGUUCUUAGAAAAUCAAAAACUGAUUACAUUAGCCAGUUAUUAGUUUUAUUAUAUCUUUUCAAAAUAUUGUCCAUUCACGUCAAUACACCGCUGCAUGCGAU